AUGGCCGACCUCGCCGACCGCACCAAGUCAAAAUGCUACAUUGACCCAACCGCCGGCAAAGACGACGCCUCCGCGGACGGUUCCGAGGCCAAGCCCUACCAAUCCCUCUACCACGCCCUCGUGCAGAACCUCGACAACAAGGACGUCACCUACCUCACCCGCCCUGCCGCCGCCGCCGCGAAGGACAAGGAUGGCGCCCCCGCCACAGCACCACCAGCCGCCGAGUGGGAAGAGCCGGCCAAGAGCGCCAUGAAGAAGGCUGUCGGCCGCGUCGACGCGUACAAGAAGAAGCUGGCCAAGGAGCAGGCGUCGGCUAAGCAGGAGGAGGACGAGCGCAAGCAGCGGCUGAAGAACCUGGAGGAUGCGAAGAAGAUCGUGUUGAAGGAGGAUGACUCGCUGCCGGCUGCGGUGCGGAUCAAGAUUAACAACAAGAAGGUUGAGUUGGGCGAUGGGAAGGAGAAGAAGGGAACCCGUGUGAAGGUGUAUGGGCGUAUCCAUGAGCUGCGCGUGCAGAAGACCACGACGUUUAUUACGCUCAAGGAUGGGUACGGGUACCUGUCCUGCAUCCUGCCGGCGGGUGACUUGACCAAGAACUAUGACGCGCUGAUGUUUGCGCUGGAGACGGCGCUGGUGCUGUACGGCGAGAUACGCGCGGUCCCUGAGGGUUUCAAAGCUCCCGACAACCGUGAGCUGCACGUCGACUACUACCAGGUGCUGGGCGCCGCGCCGAGUGAUUUGGAUGCGAUCACCAACCGCGUGUCGAUGCAGCAGGACCCGUGGGAUGCUCAGAUGCUGGAUAACCGCCACCUGGUGCUGCGUGGCGAGAACGCGUCGUCGGUUAUGAAGCUGCGGGAGUUUGUUGAGUUGGCGUUUAUCGAUAGCUUCCGCGAGCUUGAUUUCCGGAAGGUUUCGCCGCCGGCUAUGGUGCAGACUCAGGUUGAGGGUGGUUCGACGCUCUUCAAGUAUGAUUACUACGGCGAGGAGGCCUACCUAACGCAGUCCAGCCAGCUGUAUCUUGAGACGGUCAUGCAGUCGCUGGGCAACGUGUACUGCAUUGAGAAGUCGUUCCGCGCAGAGAAGAGCUUGACGAGGCGUCAUCUUUCCGAGUACACCCACGUCGAGGCCGAGUUAGACUUCAUCGACUUCAACGACCUGCUCGACCAUAUCGAAGAGAUGGUCUCGCGCGUCGUCGACAAGGUGCUAGCAGACGAGACAAUGAGCCGUUACGUGAAGGCGCUCAACCCGGAUUUCCAAAAGCCGACGCGGCCCUUCAUGCGCAUGAAGUACGAGGACGCCAUCGAGUGGCUGAACAAGCAGGACCCGCCCAUCCCCAACGAGGAGGGCAACCCGCACGUGUUUGGUGAUGAUAUCGCCGAGGCCGCGGAGCGCCGCAUGACCGACAUCAUCAACCGGCCUAUUCUCCUGACGCACUUCCCAGUGGAGAUCAAGGCGUUUUACAUGAAGAAGGACCCGCAGGAUUUGCGGGUGACCGAGUCGGUUGAUGUGCUGAUGCCCGGAGUCGGCGAGAUCGUCGGUGGUUCCAUGAGAAUGGAUAACUACGACGAGCUCAUCGAGGCGUAUAAGAAGAACGGCAUCCCGCACGAGCCGUACUACUGGUACACUGACCAGCGGAAGUAUGGCUCAUCGCCGCACGGCGGCUACGGUCUCGGUCUAGAACGGUUCCUAGCCUGGCUGGCUAACCAGCACACCGUCCGGACAUGCAGUUUGUAUUCGCGUUUUAUGGGGCGAUGCAAGCCUUAA
Dichotomopilus funicola is the source of this 1761-nucleotide messenger RNA. RefSeq lists its product as uncharacterized. Gene Ontology annotation, cellular component: cytoplasm. Gene Ontology annotation, biological process: asparaginyl-tRNA aminoacylation. The coding region runs from base 1 to 1761 and encodes 586 amino acids. Lineage: Eukaryota; Fungi; Ascomycota; Sordariomycetes; Sordariales; Chaetomiaceae. Gene Ontology annotation, molecular function: nucleic acid binding; asparagine-tRNA ligase activity; ATP binding. The record is from RefSeq and is a predicted model, not a curated record. The transcript is spliced from 4 exons.